UCUACAAUAAGCAGGACCAGCACCAGUACCCAAAAAUUCAAUUUCUUUUCUUUUCUUUUUCUCUAAACACCCUUUCUUCUUUUCUUAUUGUCACUUCUCUCUCUCUCUCUCUCUCUCUCUCUCACUUUUCUUCUUGGGCAUGCACAAAGCUCACAACUUGAACAAACAACAGCAUUGCCCCAUGAAUCAUUAGGGUUUAUACCCCCAAGAAACACAAUAAAGUUGAAGUGGGUACCCGAAAGAAGCAAACGACAAUGAGUGCCUCCAGGUUCAUAAAGUGUGUCACGGUGGGUGACGGUGCCGUCGGCAAGACUUGUAUGCUUAUCUCCUACACCAGCAACACUUUCCCUACAGACUAUGUGCCGACUGUCUUUGACAAUUUCAGUGCAAAUGUAGUUGUGGAUGGGAGCACUGUGAAUCUUGGGUUGUGGGAUACUGCUGGCCAGGAAGAUUACAAUAGAUUAAGACCCUUAAGCUAUCGUGGAGCAGAUGUAUUCCUGCUUGCUUUCUCUCUCAUAAGCAGGGCCAGCUAUGAAAAUAUUGCCAAGAAAUGGAUUCCUGAGUUGAGGCAUUAUGCUCCUGGUGUUCCAAUUAUUCUUGUUGGAACAAAACUUGAUCUUCGGGAUGAUAAGCAAUUUUUUCAAGACCAUCCUGGUGCAGUGCCUAUCACUACAGCGCAGGGUGAGGAACUGAGAAAACUUAUUGGUGCUCCAGUUUACAUUGAAUGUAGUUCAAAAACACAGCAGAAUGUGAAGGCUGUUUUUGAUGCGGCCAUCAAAGUAGUACUCCAGCCCCCAAAGCAGAAGAAAAAGAAGAGAAAGGGGCAAAAGGCCUGUUCCAUUUUGUGAUCUUCAGUUCUUCAUAAUGUAGUUGGUGGAGGAUGACAUGACUGUAGCCAUUUCCUGGUAGUCUUUGCCAUUCUAUAUCUUAUCAAUAUUUCCAACCUUGAUGAAGGAAUCUCCAUGUUCAACUGACCACAUUAAUGCUCGCUUAUAAGCAUCAAGCUAUUUGUCUUUGGCUGUAGGAUCUGUACAGCCAUAUCAAUAUGUUUGGCGUGGACAACUCUUGCGUUUCUCUGGGCUGUUUACCUGUUGUAUUGAUUAUUAAAUGGCCAUUUCCAUCUGUGGACAUGGGUUCUAUUCAUGUUGUAAUCUAAUCUAGGAAGUGCUUGCAUACGUGGCUUUGGAUAUGAACUAAGUAUAUGUAAUUAUGUUAGCUGCUUAACAGCCUGAAUAUAAUUGGUUUGAUUAAGGGUUCAUUCUUCCAUUUGUUCCCUAGUUU
Messenger RNA from Gastrolobium bilobum, 1281 nucleotides. RefSeq names its product rac-like GTP-binding protein RAC1. Gene Ontology annotation, biological process: establishment or maintenance of cell polarity; actin filament organization; cortical cytoskeleton organization. The coding region runs from base 255 to 848 and encodes 197 amino acids. Gene Ontology annotation, cellular component: nucleus; plasma membrane; cytoplasmic vesicle. Lineage: Eukaryota; Viridiplantae; Streptophyta; Magnoliopsida; Fabales; Fabaceae. The record is from RefSeq and is a predicted model, not a curated record. The transcript has 7 exons. Gene Ontology annotation, molecular function: GTP binding; GTPase activity; protein kinase binding.